UUACACCACAGCAAGAAAGUUGUUAUUUAUAGAACUUUUCGUAAGAAUUGCGCGCUGAAAAAGGUUCAAGUUCGACAGAGAACGAAGUUGAUCAAGAACUUCCCGAAGAAAGAGUUCCCUCACCAUGCAGAGCUAAAUCAAACAGACGACGAAAAGAUGCGAAGAAAGAUAAGGAUUUGGAGAGACUCUUAACAGAGUUGCUUUACGACUCUGGAUAUUCUCAUGAGAGUAAUUCAAGCAAUCAUAGUUUCCACUUCGAACAAGAAGACGACAGUGACUGCGAUGAUGAGUUGUUCGCGCAAAUGGACAACCUCGAGGAAUAUCCUUCAGAGUUGGAUUUCUCUGACUGGAAGAACGGGAAAAUCUGUCGUAGAAGAGGAAAUCUGCCACAACGAAAAGUCUUGCAUUCAAGACAUUAUUCAAGAAAGAACUCUAACUUAGCUACUUCAGAUAAAGUAAACUACACCAAGAGUGAAAGUAAGGAGAGCUUGAUUUGCUAUUGGAACAAGAAACUGAAGGGCUCGGAGGUGCACCUGCUAAAACGAGAUCUCAGAAAGGCUGCAAAGAAGGUUACAGAACUAGAAUUAAAAAAGAACAACGUAGAGAAACGAUUAAUUGUUAAAAGGACUCCCAGAAGAGGGACUGUUCGGCCCAAUGCACUGAUACCUAUACAGCCCAGAGGGCCUACCAGAGCAAGAAGAAAUAUUUAUGAUCACAAUCAAUUUGUUUUGAGAAACGAUAAUGCUGAUAAGCUCGGAAGUGAACAUUUUGUGUUGACUCUCAUUUCUCUUCAAGAUAGAGAAAUCACCCCAGAAGAUUUUGACCUUCUUCUACAACUGGACUCAUUUGUGGAAGUCAAGACUGUACCAAAAGCUGUAAUAGACCGAAUGAAAACUGAAAAAGUGGAAAAUGAAAUGGAAAAUCCAUGUAUGAUUUGCAUGGAGGAGUAUGAAAUGGGAGAAACUCUUAAGUAUUUGAAAUGUGGACAUUUUUUUCAUAGUUCUUGUAUUAGGACUUGGCUCACUGUAAAUUCUGAUAAAUGUCCCUUGGAUGGUCAAGAAGUUAGAUAAUAAAAUUUAUCUGCAAAGAUAUUUUGAAUAUUUGUAAAAGUUAUAAUUUUUGAUAGGUUUAAUAAAAUAUAGUUAUUAAUUUUUAAA
Molecule: messenger RNA, 1157 nt
Organism: Actinia tenebrosa (Australian red waratah sea anemone)
Lineage: Eukaryota; Metazoa; Cnidaria; Anthozoa; Actiniaria; Actiniidae
Biological process (GO): ubiquitin-dependent protein catabolic process
Cellular component (GO): nucleus
Molecular function (GO): ubiquitin protein ligase activity
Source: RefSeq, a predicted model, not a curated record